Torulaspora globosa is the source of this 789-nucleotide messenger RNA. Its product is annotated as DUF5315 domain-containing protein. Lineage: Eukaryota; Fungi; Ascomycota; Saccharomycetes; Saccharomycetales; Saccharomycetaceae. The transcript has a single exon. The coding region runs from base 1 to 789 and encodes 262 amino acids. The record is from RefSeq and is a predicted model, not a curated record.
AUGCCUAGAUCAGUGGUUCCCAACUUCGAGAAGACGCUCAGCAACGAUGAGGAAGACGAAGAACCAGGUUCCCGGAAUCUACGCUACAUCGCAAGGACUAUCCCGACCAACACUCCGUUCUUCAAGUAUUCGGGCCCGACAACGAGAGGACCCCCCGGAGAAGCACCCUCCGUUUCCGAGAAAGACGCCUUCAGCAGCUUCCUGGCCACACAGGUGACCAGAAGCGUCACGGAGCUGCCCUCCGCGGCAGCCAAGACCCCAGAAGAGUUCGACGGCGGGUCACACGAGGACCAAGACCACGAAUACCAAGACGCAAGUGAAUUCCGCACGCCAGGCGGUCCAGAUCACAACACCGCAACCCGAGACUCCCACGGCCCAGACCACUACGGUUGUCUCGAAGCUGAACCCAUCAAAGACAGCCAGGACCGCCUCUGGACCGAGAUCGACGCGCUUGACGACGUGAAGCGCCUGGCAAACGACGUGAACCUGUAUGAGGAAUUCCCGCCAGACUUCGAACAAGAACUGACCAAGAUCAGGGCCUCUCAUGCCCAUCUUCUGAAAGCAAUGAGGGACAGAAAGGCCAGAGUAGAGGAAGAAAGACGACAUCAAAUCACUACCAAGACAGACUCGCGCGCCAACAUCGCCGGCGAGACAACUACAGCGACCGCCGGCACGGCAGGCAACACUUCUGGUCGCAUUAAUCAAGACUACAUGGGGGCCACGGUCAAAGCCGAUGAAGACAAGUACGUCCAAGAGAUGAUAGAGAACAUCAAGUCUAUGACUAAAUAA